Cucumis melo (muskmelon) is the source of this 635-nucleotide messenger RNA. RefSeq lists its product as uncharacterized. Lineage: Eukaryota; Viridiplantae; Streptophyta; Magnoliopsida; Cucurbitales; Cucurbitaceae. Gene Ontology annotation, molecular function: metal ion binding. The transcript is spliced from 3 exons. The record is from RefSeq and is a predicted model, not a curated record. The coding region runs from base 12 to 452 and encodes 146 amino acids.
GAGCUUUGGGAAUGGGAAAACUGGUGCUGAGCAUUGGGAAAGUAUUUUCAUGUUUCAUAAAUACAACAGAUUCUUCUUCCACUUCCUGCUGCUUAUACAGAUUUGAAAUUGAAGACAGUAAUAAUUUUGAUCAGAAACAGCCAUUAAUGGCCAAACAAACGACAUCAACAACUCAUGAUCUUCUAGGAUUCAAGGAUGUGAUUACUCAUCAAAACAAAACUCUGCGGCCUCUUCAGUUCAACCCCAAGGUAGUGAUGGUGAGGGUGUCAAUGCAUUGCAAUGGGUGUGCCAGAAGGGUUGAGAAACUCAUAUCCAAGAUACAAGGCGUGGAAUCGUGGAAGGUAGAUAUGGAAAGGGAGAGAGUGGUUGUUACCGGAGAUGUUUUUCCUUUUGAAGUUAUGGAAUGUAUUUCUAAAGUGAAGAGUGUAGAGAUUUUGGAGUCUCAGGAUUGAAUAUCUCAAAAGUUUUUUUUUUUUUUUUUUUUUGCAAACUCCACACAUUCGGGUUCAACAUGACAACGAUUACGUUUUUCCUUUUUCUUCUAAUGAUGCCAAGAAGUUCUUGAAAGAAAAAAAAUCAAAAUUUCUAUCACCGAUCUACAAAUGUAUUAGUCUGUGAGAGAUUGAGAGUUACAU